AUGAAGUUCGAGCUCCUCACUCUUGUCCUCACCCUCCUCUUCACCCUUACGCUUAGCCUUCCCACCGCUGUCCCCACCACAGAAGACACCUCCGUUUCCCCCGCAACCGACAUCAAUUCCGAAGCCCAAACAACACUCGUCUGCCACUCUGGUCUCCCCGCCUCAGUCUGCGCAUCCGUCUAUGGUGCUUCGUGCUCGGACAAUGGUGGGUUCUACAGUCAUCCAGCGCCGGAUGGGAAGAGUUGUACUAGUCGACAGUGCUUCUGUAGGCGCUAG
Molecule: messenger RNA, 276 nt
Organism: Cadophora gregata
Lineage: Eukaryota; Fungi; Ascomycota; Leotiomycetes; Helotiales; Ploettnerulaceae
Exons: 2
Coding region: 1-276 (91 amino acids)
Source: RefSeq, a predicted model, not a curated record